UAAUGUUUAUGCCUUAUGGUGCUGGUUCUAAUGUACCGUAUCUGACACGUUGUAUCUAUGGAUUCUAUGUGUGAUUGUUCUUUGGAAAUUCUGGCCAUAGGAAAAUUUGAACAACACUUCCAUUUACUUAACUAUGUGAUUUCUCCCUGUUGAUAAUUUGGUUUUACCAGUUUUCUUUUAAUAAAAACAAUGCUCUCGACAAUUGACCCAGACAAAUUAUUCGAAGGGAGCUCCGUUGAGGAGAUUGACGAGGUGCAAAAGCUGAUAUGUAUUGAGAUUGAAAAGAAGAAGGAAGAGUUGAGGACACUUGUCGGGGAGAGAUAUAGAGACUUUAUAGAAGCUGCUGACACGAUCAAGGAAAUGAAGGAACUCUCUCUUAGGAUUAUUAAAGAUGUCGAGAAAAUUAAUUCAUUAAUGGUUGAUCUUCAAAAAAAUCAGCGAACAUACAAGCCAGAACAUCGCCAAAAGGAAAGAACUAGCUGUGAUUCGUUAAUGGAUUCUAUUGCUGCACAAAUUUCUAUUCUUGUUGAGCUUCCGGAGCUUAUUUGGACUGAAAUUGGCGUUAAAAACUUUGUCAAAGCUACACAGCUUUAUCUUCUUGGGCGUCACAUUAAAACAGGUUUUACUGCGGACAAAAGUCUCAAACAGUUCUCAAACCAGCUGCCAGUUGUUGAACAACAGUGGUCUGUAUUGUCUCAUUUUUCAAACACAAUUCUAAGAGAGGCAGAAAAUGACUUGAAAAAAAUUAAUUUAAGCAAUCAGGAAGCUAGUAUGUGCCUUGCAACCAUUGCUAUUCUUCAGGACACGUCUUUGGUUUCAAAAUUUCUCUCUUUGAGAAGUGACGCCCUGAAUUCUCUGUUGGUCAGUGAUGGUGAUGUGAAGAAACAAAUUUUGGAUAGUUGUUUUUCCAUUAUCACAUCAUUAUCUCUCCUGUAUUCAUUAAUUUUAGAACCUUGGGAAUCAGGGAAAGGGCUUGUAUGGAAACAGCUUCACAAUUCUUUAGCAAAUAAUCAAAAUCCUAUUAAUUUAUUGCAAGAGAGUAUUAAGAUUUCAUUUUUACCACCGGUUGUCCUUCAUUUCAAAAUAAAGCCACUUAGUAAAAAUGAUUUAGAGAUUGAAAAGUUAGAGAGAGUUAUUGCUGAUUGGUUGGACAAUAUAAAACAAAUCGUCUCUAUAAAAGGAAAGAUGCUUCUCAAUAAAAUCAACAUCUUGCAUAAUUUAAACGAAAUAAGUGUAAAACAUAAAACAUAUUGCUCUGCGUCUGAUUGGGAACAGCUGUUAACAACAUUUAACAUCAAGAACAAAUUUGACCUGUGGGAUGGAGUUUUCAAACCUUUGAUCGUAUCAAGGGCCAAGGAAUUAAUAUCAAUCCAGUACGAUGAAACAUUUCGCAAUGUCAUUAAAAAAAUUCAAACUUCAGUAUCAGAAGAGGAUGUAAAAAGGUCAGAUUUAGAUUUAAGAUGGUUUAUUUGGAAGGAAACAUCCGAUGAUUUAGAUAUGUCUACCAAUAAUUCGAGUCUAUCAAAAGGAAUCAGCUUGAAAUCAAAGGGAAUAACACCAAAAGUUUAUGAAAUUUGUAAUGCAUUUGAGCAAAAGCUUGAUAGUUUAUAUCGAGAUCUCUCUGGUCUGUACAGACCUGAUGACAUCCUUGAUCCUGAUAGCAAUGAAUUAAAAAACCAUCAACAGGCUAUUUGUUCUUCCAUGAUACAAAAAUUGAUCAAACAUAUUCAUGACAUAGUUAACAAGGAUUCUAUAAAUGAAGGCGAUGUAUUGAUACUAGCUAGGUUCCUUCAAGCGGUUCCGGAAAUAUGCCCUAUGCUUCAAAAGUGCCUUAUGCUUGGGGAAAAUAAAGAUAAUGCUUGGCAAAUACUAAAAAUGUUUAAUUCAGAGAGUUUGUAUUGUUGGAGCAUAUGGGAGAAAAAAUCUUUACUAAGAUUCAACAAGUACAUACCAGAAGUUAUGAAAACACCAGCUACAUAUGCGGAUCUCUUAACUUCCAUUCCUCAAUGGGACAUGAUUUGUAUUGAAGAUGAAGAAGAAGGUAGUGACAAGCAGAAAUCAAAACUGAGAGUGCCAUCUGCUCCCAGCCUUCCUUUACAGUCUGCUUUGCAGCAAGUAAUGACAGAGAUCGGGAAAGCUCAUGUGCCAAAGUUGAUUGCUGAAAACAUUAUGCAAAAAGUUGUUCCAAUAUUGUUGGAUUGUUAUAACACAGAAACACAAUUGUGCCAGGCACAAUCCCUUCAGAGCCUCUUUGACAUCAAAUACAUUACAGCUCAGUAUAUUCCUUUAACAAAUAAGGAAUUAAAUUUACUUUGUCAAACAAAAAUAUCUAAACUUGAAAGUACAAUAGACCCAAUUGAUUUAGAGGUCUUUUCUCCAUUAAUAAGAACAAAUAUAAAAGCUGCAAUAGUGAAGACUCAGGGCAUGUUUGGUUUGAAAUUUCACUCUGAGGAAAGUACAGGGAUAAAAAUGUCUGAUGAUGCAUGCAUUCUUGCCAUGAGUAAAUCUUCAGCUAAAACAUGGUUUCCGCUUUUGCCAAUUACAAACCCUACAAAUAGGCUGUAUCAAAGUAAUAAGCCAAAGGUGAUGAAAGUUGACAAACAUUCUAAUGAGACUGAGGCAUCUAAAAUUCAAAGUUCAUCCUCAUUUUUCUAUGAAUGGUUUAGCUAGUUUUACUGUGUUAUUUAAACAAUGAUUUUUUUUCAUAUAGCUUGUAUAUAAAAUAUUGUUUGUGUUUUACAAUUAUUCAUGGUUCCAUUUGAUGAAUAACAUCAUGACAGUUUUAUUUUGUGAUACUGUAAGAUGGCUAUUGCAUUGAUUGAUCUUUUGUUAUUGCAACCAACUAUAAAUAAUAUUAUAAUAUUAAUAAUUUUG
Molecule: messenger RNA, 2874 nt
Organism: Cimex lectularius (bed bug)
Lineage: Eukaryota; Metazoa; Arthropoda; Insecta; Hemiptera; Cimicidae
Gene: Cog1
Product: conserved oligomeric Golgi complex subunit 1
Exons: 17
Coding region: 190-2670 (826 amino acids)
Biological process (GO): intra-Golgi vesicle-mediated transport
Cellular component (GO): COG complex; Golgi apparatus
Source: RefSeq, a predicted model, not a curated record